GCCUUGUCGUUGUAUUUAGGUAUUGUAGAGACAACACCAGGAUGUCUUCAAGGCAUUCGUAAGAAAGUCAGUAUUAUUUUCGUUUUGGAAAAUUUGAGAACUAGGGGAAUGGAUUUUGGAAAGAAACAUUCUACUUGGGGAGAAGAAAAUCUUAUGUCUCUAGAUGAAAUGGAUAGAUUUAUCAGUAAUGAUACUGUCUCCCUUUGUGUAAAAUUCGAAAUUCAAGAAUCUAUUAUAGAUGCAUUACCCGAAGUCGUUAAUCCUUUGGAUAAACUAGUUAACUCUCCAAAAUUUUCUGACAUAACAUUUCGUGUAACUGAUGAUUCUGGUCGAGAAAAAUUAUUUUAUGCUCAUAAAGGAAUUCUUGCUAGUUCUUCAAAAGUAUUUGAGGCAAUGUUGACAAAUGGAAUGAAAGAAACUUAUGAGGAUGAAAUUCCUCUAUAUCAAACAAAUCAUUCUGCUUUUCUUUCAUUACUUACUUCUAUAUAUACUCUUAAAGUUAAUAUUACUUCAUUGAGCGACUCUGAAAAUUUAUUGGCAUUGGCUGAUAAAUUUGAAAUUAUGCCUGUUCGUGAAGGAUGUUUACGUUAUUUCCAAAAAUUUUCUUGUGCAAAAACCUCAAAUGCUUGUCGGGAUUUUGUUGCUCUUAAUUUGGAUACUCUAUUGGAUAAACAAUCAACACUUUGUGCUGAUCCAAACAUUCUCCGCCUCGCUCUUGAAAAUGAUGAAGCUAAUGUAACUUCUGAAGAGAAGAUUUAUGAAUUUGUUGUUAGAUGGGUAAAUUAUUCUUGCACUGGUGAUCCGUCUAAUAAAUUAUCCCCUGGAAAAAAUUAUUCUAAAAGCAUAAGGGUUGAUGAUUUACCAUCUACUUCAUCUUCCUCAUCGUCUGAUUCUAUGCUUUCUGAACUUCCGAAAGGUGCCGGUAAUUCUAGUCAACUAGCUGAAGGAAAAGGGUCCAUGGAUCAAGAUUUUAGCGAUUUUCCAAAACCUUGGAAAGGUGAUAGAAUAGUUGCUCUUCCAUCCUUACUAAAAUGUGUUCGGUUCCCAGUUAUGCAAAAACGCUAUAUUGUUGAAAAAGUUGAGGGAAAUGCGGUUGUUAUGGCUGCUGAAGUAAUGAAAGAUCUUAAUAGUGCUUUUACAUUAAGUACCUCAGCCAACUCCUCGCUCCCCUUAAAGCCAGAUUCUUUAAAAGAG
This is a messenger RNA of Dentiscutata erythropus, 1194 nucleotides long. The record is from the annotation of a GenBank genome assembly. Lineage: Eukaryota; Fungi; Glomeromycota; Glomeromycetes; Diversisporales; Gigasporaceae.